CAAAAACGGGCCUGUAGCACGGUAGCCUCUUUUAAACGUGUUCAAGGAAUCUCUAAUUACUAGACGUACCUGGCUAUUUGUCUCUCGCUUGCAAAGACACAGGUCAUGGCGUCUACAUCAAUGCAGUCCACCACUACAAACACCACGAUGGUUCUGACGCCGACAAUGACCUUGCGGGGUCAUGAAGACUAUAUUCGCUCUAUAUCCUACUUUCCGGGCGGCGAGCGAAUGAUCAGUGGAUCUGAUGAUCUUACCACUCGGCAAUGGAAUAUGAAGGCAGGUAAGGAGAUUCCGAAGUCGCGGGAUGAUUGUCGGCGGCAAGUCCGUGCAGUGGCAGUUUCAAGGGAUGGUCGUUGGGUUGUUACUGGUGGUUCACAUUCUGGUCGCGGGGAGCUUAAAGCGUGUGAUGUUCAGACGGGCGUCGUCAAGACGUUUGAAGGCCACUCAGAAGAAACUUAUUGCAUCGAUAUCUCUGCGGACAGCACGUUGCUGGCGAGCGGGACACUCGGUCGGUUGGCUCGGAUAUGGAACUUGGGGACUGGCAAACUGGUAGUUGGACCAUUCACGAGUGUUCAGGGUCUGGGCGCAGUUCGAUUCUCGCAAGAUUCAAAGAAGCUUGCAGUAAUGUCGGAUGUAGGGAAGUGCCUUGAGGUGUGGGACGUACACAAACAGAAAAUGGACGUCAGAGCAGGAAAGUUUGGUUACGACCCCAUGAUAUAUGCAUCAAUGUUCUGGACAAAGAACUCAACCAUCAUUGCGGCAUUCAGCUUCACGGGUGACCCCGCCAAGACGAUCUAUGAAUUCGAUGCAUCCACCCUAAAGACUGUUGGAGUUCCCUUCAAAGGACACACCAUGGUGCUCGCAGGCCUGGCGCUUUCAUCUGAUGAUACUCUCCUCGUUUCCGCCUGCUACGAAACUAUUAAGCUCUGGGCCUUCGAGUCCCGCCAUCUCCUUGCUUCAUUCGACGUUCUGCCUAUUCACUCCUUAGCCCUUUCACCCGACUCGCGUCAACUAGCUUAUGCAAGUGGUAGUGACAUUUAUAUUCACAACACUCCGGCCGAGAUCCUGGCCAGCAUCGGUCCUGCGCCGGAUGCACAGGCCAGUACCAGCGCACAAAAAAAGUCAAACCUCGCUGAUCUACUAAAGUCUGAUGCAACCCGCCGUCCUGGUGCUGUGCGCCGCAACCCAGUGACAUCCCCUGUCAUUUCGUACCCCCCAAGGCAAAGACCUCCGCCCGCAGUAGACCCGCAACAAUCCAUUUUCGUCCGCCGCCUCCGAAAGCUCCUUCGAUUGCCUCCUCGCGCGAAUGCGGUUUCGAACGAUCAGCCCCGUGACCCCCUAGACUUCCCUGCUACAUCUGCCCUACCUCCCAACCACUCUCUCUUGGCUCAGGCAACAAAUUUAGAAACAAGUCCUCCUCCCCGCCACGCGAGCGGCCUUACGCAGUUCCUGCGGCAGCACAUCCCUUUGCGGUCAAGGCCCAACCACGAACCACCGGAAAUUGAAGUCGCAGCCGGACGCAAGUUUACUCGGCUUGCAGCCGCUAGGCUACCAGAAUACAAAAAAGUCGAUGAUACUCGACAUCGAUCUAGACAGCAGCUUGCCGCUUCGUCGGCCGUGGCAGCGAAUGACCCACCGUCCGAGUCGUCCGAUCUCGACUCCCUUCCAGAUGUGCAUUGGUGCAAGGCAUUCCUCUGCUACUACUCAUGCUGGUCUCAUGGCAGGCUGAGGAUGCCUCCACGAUGGCGCUUGGAGCGUGUUUACCCACUCCAGCAGGCUGGCACGACGAGUGGUAGUGGCGGAGGUUCUCGUGGUCGCAGUUAGCUCAAUAAUCUCCCAAGUUCAUUGAAUUCCCUGCAACACAUGAUUUUGAUGGAUCUUGACCAAUCUGCUUUUGCUCCAUCAGGCAAACCCUCCGAUGCAAACUUAGAGCCACUUGGUCAAAAUUU
This is a messenger RNA of Suillus subaureus, 1949 nucleotides long. RefSeq lists its product as uncharacterized. The coding region runs from base 106 to 1824 and encodes 572 amino acids. Gene Ontology annotation, molecular function: protein binding. The transcript is spliced from 6 exons. Lineage: Eukaryota; Fungi; Basidiomycota; Agaricomycetes; Boletales; Suillaceae. The record is from RefSeq and is a predicted model, not a curated record.